UGCAGGAUAUAUAAUGGUUGAGAGACCCAGUGCUCGAGCUUUCUGCAUCAGAGCAUGGCUCAUUACCAAUUCCACCAGCAUCACUAAUAAGAGGUUAUUCCGAAAGGGAAAGGUUAAUCAAGGAGCCGGAGUCUGAUUGCCUGGCGUCCGAUUGCAUCGACGACCGAAUCGACCCCAGCGAGAUUCAACUCCACGCUCCUGCCGUUCACACCAUGGAUGUCCUGCGAUCUUUCAGCUCCGCCUCUUCCUGUCCAGACGUCUACAACUGGACCAGCAACAGCCUGAUCCUGGGGCACUACAACUUCACCGGGCGCCUCCAGCACCGCAAGCCCUCGAAGAGCAGCGUCAGCGCCGUCACCGUCCUGUUCCUGAUUAUCAGCGUCUUCAUCAUCCUGGAGAACCUCAUGGUGCUGUUAGCGGUGCUGUUCCGCGUACGCCUGCGUCAUCGCUGGAUAUUCAUCUGCAUCGCCAACAUCGCGCUGAGCGACCUAUUGACGGGAUGCGCCUACGUGGUCAACAUCUGCAUGUCCGGCGAACGCACUUUCAAGCUAAGCCCAGUUCUGUGGUUGUUCCGUGAAGGACUUCUGUUUGUGGCGUUAGCGGCGUCCAUAUUCAGCCUGCUCUUGAUCGCCGUGGAGCGCUACGCCACUAUGAUGAAGCCCGUCCACCAGAAAACCGCCACGAAAACGUACCGAAUCUACUUAAUGGUGGUGCUUUGCUGGAUAACAGCCUUAAUAAUCGGCUUCCUUCCGCUGAUGGGCUGGAAUUGCGUUUGCGACCUCAGAAGUUGCUCCACACUUCUGCCGCUCUACUCCAAGAGCUACAUCUUGUUCGCCCUGGUCAUCUUCUUCAUAAUCCUGCUCACAAUCGGCGCGCUGUAUUUUGCGAUCUACUGCCAUGUCCGCAGUAGCACCGAGACAAUAUCGGCACGCAGCCGUAAGCGUUCCCUGCGCCUCCUGAAGGCUGUGAUCUCAAUCGUGGGUGUCUUCAUGGUGUGUUGGGGACCUUUGUUCAUCCUCCUGUUGGUGGACUUCUUCUGCUACUCUCGCAAUUGCAGCACGCUCUUCAAUCCCGAAUGGGUCAUCGCCCUAGCCGUACUCAACUCCGCCAUGAAUCCGCUCAUUUACUCGUUCGGCAGCCUGGAGUUACGCAAAGCCAUCGCAACUCUACUCUGCUGCUGCUGUCUGACGGCGGGACUGUGCGAUGCCAAGACCUUCAUGACCCAGGAGACCUCCAGCACCUCGGGGAGUCGACACAGCAGUUUGCGCAACAGCUUCAGCAAGGUGCGAAACUUGAGCACCAGCCCUCAACCCGAACCGAAGAACGGGAAGAAAACACGCCUCAGCUCCACCACUUCUUGUUUGUCUGCAUCAAGCGGUUAGUUCGCGGUGGGCAGGUGUGUUUCUCCUUCGCCACAGGAACUGCACCUCCUACAAACUCAAUUUUCACUUUCUCACUUUAAAAAUCAGCUGGUGUGAUGGUCAAAACAUGCAGAAAGGACUUUAAAAGUGAGCGGCUGUGCAACAAAAACAUACAAAACAUAAAUAAAAUGCAACUCGUGUAAUACAUUUGAGCUGAAUGCAAAGCAAAGCAAUCAGACCUGUAAGA
Messenger RNA from Pimephales promelas (fathead minnow), 1608 nucleotides. It is a transcript of the gene s1pr4, whose product is annotated as sphingosine-1-phosphate receptor 4. The record is from RefSeq and is a predicted model, not a curated record. Gene Ontology annotation, cellular component: membrane. Gene Ontology annotation, biological process: G protein-coupled receptor signaling pathway. NCBI's taxonomy places the organism in Eukaryota, Metazoa, Chordata, Actinopteri, Cypriniformes, Leuciscidae. Gene Ontology annotation, molecular function: sphingosine-1-phosphate receptor activity.